Messenger RNA from Rotaria sp. Silwood1, 891 nucleotides. NCBI's taxonomy places the organism in Eukaryota, Metazoa, Rotifera, Eurotatoria, Philodinida, Philodinidae. The record is from the annotation of a GenBank genome assembly.
AUGUACAAGGCUGUAACUUUCCUUUGUAUUGUUAUUCUUGGAAUAGCAAGUGGUUCACCCGCUUUCAAUGCUAAAUCGUACAAUAUUCAACGUAUUAAAUCACGCUUUUUACAACCAAAUGUACGUCUUGAUGUUUGCCCAACAUGUAUCAAAACUGCUGAGGAAUCAAUUAAUAUUUUGCUCAAUUUAAUUCUUGACACUGGUAUUAUUGGUACAUGUGGUACAUUAUGUGAAGCUUUGGCUGAAAAAACUGGCUCACAACUCAUUGGAACAGUCUGUGAUUUAGUUUGUGAUGUUGUUGGAAUUGACGAAUUCAUAAAGUUAAUCGAAAAAGCUGAUCUUGAUCCCAUCUGGUAUUGUGAAAUUGCUAGACUUUGUCCAAUCAAUGAUCAUGGUGAUGCUAAAAUCACCAAAUUCUCAAUCUUACCAGCGAGUGGUCCCAAAGGAACAACAUUUGCUAUUGACCUCACCUAUGUAUCAAUAAAUGGAACUGGUACAGGUGAACUUGACAUUGAUAUCCGUACUCCCGAUCAUGUUCCACUUGGUGCUAGUUUCUUAGUGGAAGCCAAGAAACCUGGUACAUAUGAACCAUGCGAAGAAUGGUUGCCAGGUAUUUACAAUGUAACAGUUCAAGUUUGCAAUGCAGUAACAAUACGCUCGACAACGACGUCGAUACUAACGCAGACAUUAACGACAACAACGACGACACGGUCGACAACGAAAACAACACAACCAACAACACGAUUGACAACAAGAAUAACAGCAACACAAACAACAACAGUAACAACAACAUCAACAACAAUAACAACAAUAACAUCAACAACAAUAACAACAAUAACAUCAACAACAAUAAUAACAACGCGCUCAACAACAACAACAAUCCGUGAGUAG